Gilbertella persicaria is the source of this 1007-nucleotide messenger RNA. RefSeq lists its product as uncharacterized. The record is from RefSeq and is a predicted model, not a curated record. The transcript has 5 exons. Gene Ontology annotation, molecular function: oxidoreductase activity. NCBI's taxonomy places the organism in Eukaryota, Fungi, Mucoromycota, Mucoromycetes, Mucorales, Choanephoraceae. The coding region runs from base 29 to 979 and encodes 316 amino acids.
UUUUUUUCUUUUACUUUCUUCAUCUCGUAUGUUUUUCUUUACUUCGCUCUUUUACUGGGUUGGUGUCUUGACCAUUGUGCCUUAUCUUCUCCUGGUGGCUUAUGGUGCCUAUGGUUGCCCUGAACAAAACUUAAAGGACAAAUACAACGCCAAAUGGGCUCUUGUCACUGGUGGCUCUUCUGGUAUUGGUGCUGCUAUUGUUCGUAAGUUUGCCAGUCAAGGUUUAAAUGUGGUUGUUGUUGCUCUUGAUGAUACUGUUCUUGCUGCAUUCAAAGAAACGAUUGUCAAAGAGUUCCCUCAGGUUGAGUUCCGUUUUAUUGGCUGUGAUCUCUCAAAUGCUACAGGUGAUUAUUUGGAAACCAUCAAACAAACCACAGGUGAUAUUGAUGUCCAAAUCCUGUGCAACAAUGCUGGUUUCAUUACCACUGGUGGUUAUGCUGAUAUUCCUCUUCCCCGUGAAAUGGCCAAUUUCCAUACCAAUGUCACUUCUGGCUUGACCUUGACCCAUUAUUUUGCUGAUCAAAUGCUCAAUAAGGGACAGCGUGGUUUGAUUACAUUUACUUCUUCAAGUGCUGCUUUUAUCCCCAAUCCUAUGUCUGCUUUGUAUGCUUCCACAAAGAUCUUUUUGACUACAUUUGCUGCUUCUAUUGCUGCUGAAUUAGCUGAGGCCAAGAUUGAUGUAUUGGCCAUUCAUCCCUCUCCUAUCAAUUCCAACUUUUACAACAAUGCUGGUAAAAUGUCUGCUCUCCUCUCCGCACAAAAGUUCUCGUCUCAUCCUUCCAUCAUUGCGGACACUAUUUGUCGUAAUGCAGGCAAGGUUGUUGUAUCAGAUCAAGGACCUAUCACUGUCGUCAUGAAAAUCUUGACUACCAAAAUCAUGGACUGGAAUGUGUUUACUGAAAUCAUGAAAAUAGGUCUCCGUUUUAAUGGAGACUAUAAGGCCAUGAAAGUAGUUCGUCCCAACAAGAAAGAAAAUUAAAGCGUUUUUUAUUUUUAUUUUAUUUAUA